Camellia sinensis is the source of this 1794-nucleotide messenger RNA. Its product is annotated as cytochrome P450 81Q32. Gene Ontology annotation, molecular function: heme binding; iron ion binding; monooxygenase activity. Lineage: Eukaryota; Viridiplantae; Streptophyta; Magnoliopsida; Ericales; Theaceae. The record is from RefSeq and is a predicted model, not a curated record.
ACAUACACCCAUGAACAAAUUGUAUUAUAUAUAUAAGAUUACUGAACAUGAUCACACCCAAUUGAAAGUAGCAUCUAUAUUCAUCAUCUCUAAGUAACAAUCCAUGGAAGUCACUCUCUUCAUAUACCUUCCUCUGUUUUUAUCCUUCUAUUUCCUGGCCCAAAAUUUUGUCCGCAAACUCCAAAACCUCCCACCAAGCCCUUUCCCAACUCUACCCUUGCUCGGUCACCUCCACCUCUUGAAGAAACCGAUCCACCGAACCCUAUCCAAGCUCUCCGACCGCUAUGGCCCGGUCCUUCUCCUCCGGUUCGGCUCUCGCCGCGUUCUCCUCGUCGCCUCCCCAUCAGCCGCCGAAGAAUGCUUUACACAAAAUGACAUCGUCUUCGCAAACCGCCCCCGGCUACUCGUCGGAAAACACCUCGGCUACAACUUCACCAGCAUGGCCUGGGCGCCCUACGGCGACCACUGGCGGAACCUCCGCCGCAUCGCCUCCCUCGAACUUCUCUCCUCCCACCGCCUCCAGAUCCUCUCUCACAUCCGCGUCAACGAAAUCCAAUCGCUGAUCCACCGGCUGUAUAAAGACUCCGCCGUAAAUCCUGAUCAGGCGGUGAACAUGAAAUCGGCGUUCUUCAAGCUCACCUUCAAUGUCAUGACGAGGAUGAUUGCAGGGAAGAGGUACUACGGGGAGGGUGUGGAGAACUCGGAGGAAGCGAAGAGGUUCCAGGAGAUUGUCUCAGAGACAGGGCAGUUGGGAGCGGAAAAGAAUGUGGGAGAUUUCUUUCCAUUUGUGAGGUGGUUUGGGAUUAAAGGGUCGGAGAAGAAGCUAAUUGAUUUGCAUGAGAAGAGAGAUAAGUUUAUGCAGGAUUUGAUCGAACAACAUCGGUCUAAUGAAUCUGGAUUCGGUGGUGGUGAGAGAAAAAGGACGAUGAUUGAAAUUCUGUUGUCUCUUCAUGAUACAGAACCUGAAUACUACACAGACGAGAAUAUCAGAAGCCUUAUGCUGGUACUAUUACAUGCAGGGACCGAUACUUCAGUUGGAACUAUGGAGUGGGCAUUGUCAUAUUUGCUCAACAAUCCGGAGAUUUUAAGGAAGGUACGAAUUGAAAUUGACAAUUGUGUUGGACAAGACCGGUUGAUUGAUGAAUCGGAUUUGAUCAAACUUCCUUACCUCCGUUGCAUUAUCAACGAGACAUUGCGGAUGCACCCAGCAGCCCCUCUACUCAUACCACAUGAAUCAUCGGCUGAUUGCACCGUAGGAGGUUUUCACAUCCCUCGCGGCACAAUGCUACUGGUGAACAUGUGGGCCAUACAAAAUGAUCCCAAGAUUUGGGUGGAUUCCAACAAGUUCAAGCCUGAGAGAUUUGAAGGGUUAGAUGGGUCAAGAGAUGGGUUCAUGUUGAUGCCUUUUGGGUCCGGAAGGAGGGGGUGUCCUGGGGAGGGGUUGGCCUUGCGCAUGGUUGGGUUGGCAUUGGGCUCACUGAUUCAAUGCUUUGAUUGGGAAAGAAUUAGCAAUGAAAUGGUUGAUAUGACUGAAGUCGGUGGGGUCACCGCGCCUAAGACUCAACCAUUGAUGGCGAAGUGUAAGCCACGUCCAAUAAUAAUGAAGCUUCUCUCUCACAUUGGAGCCAAUUUGGUCCCAUGAACAUGUUAAAAUUGUGUAAAUAAGUGAUUAAGAUGCAAUGACACUCUUAAUUCACAAAACUCAGUAUAGUCACUCCAUUCAUACAUUUGUCAUCCCACAAUUUUCUCUUCCAUUUACAUGCUUUAUGAUGAAAAAUGAAGUUGCUAAAGUAA